Molecule: messenger RNA, 2394 nt
Organism: Ylistrum balloti
Lineage: Eukaryota; Metazoa; Mollusca; Bivalvia; Pectinida; Pectinidae
Product: E3 ubiquitin-protein ligase TRIM8-like
Biological process (GO): positive regulation of DNA-templated transcription
Cellular component (GO): nucleoplasm; chromatin
Molecular function (GO): ubiquitin-protein transferase activity
Source: RefSeq, a predicted model, not a curated record
AUGGCUGAGGGAGGAUCUGACUAUGAGCCGUCGUCGCCAGAUGACACCAGCAGUCAGUCCUUUGACUCACUUUUACUGGAAUGUCCUAUCUGUCUGGAACAGCUGCGACGUCCCAAGUCCCUGCCUUGUCUACAUUCGUUUUGUCAGGAAUGCCUGGAUAACUACAUCUCCAGGGAGGCGUCUGGUAAGAUGGCGUCCUCUUUUUCCUGUCCUGUAUGUAGGAAGGUCACCGAGCCGGUGAACCAGUCAGAAGAAAAGGAACGCUGGGCAGAGCAGUUUCCCACUAACAAUCUGGCCGUAGAAAUGAUCCGACAACUACAGAAGACGGAUCAGUCGAUUCCAUGUAAACCAUGUGAGAACAAAGGAAGCAUUGAUGUACCGGCGAAGUACUGGUGUAAGAUAAUCAAUACUUACUUCUGUGGCGAAUGUAAAAUCAACAUACAUGAUCUGCUUCAUGUAGAAUGUGAAAUGGAGAACGUAACGGAAUUCACCAAAUCUGCUAUGAUACGAAGAGAAGCCUCGAUCCCUGGGUGUGGAAAACACAAAGAGAAGAUGGAGUACUACUGCGAAGACCACCAGCUCCUUGGAUGCAACAAAUGUAUCGUCGUAGAUCACCGGAAGUGUGAGGAAGUGACGUCAGCAGAGGAUUACCGGGAUAAGUUAGUUAAAACAUCGAAGGUUGACGAUCCUCAGGAUCUUAGAAAAUGUACCGAUGCCAUGGAGAUACUAAUUAAAGAUUUUGGCGAAAAACUUCAUUCCAUGAAACGGGACUACGAGACCGCUCUGAAAAGUAUAUCUGACUUCCGGAAAAAGAUCGACGAGCGAUUCGAUAGCUUACAGAAAGAGAUUACUGACGCGGAGGUCGAGUCCGGUAAAGAACUUGUACAGGAGUUGGAAAAGUCAUCCAGAUCUACAAAUCUUAGGCAUGAAUAUGACCCGGAUAUACUCGCCGUCAACGCCAAGACCAGUCUUUCUAUGGGAAAGAUAGUCGUUCAUCAACAGCAGAGGAGACUUCCACCUACUGCGUUUAAUACCGCGGUGCCAUUGUCUGAACGCCACGUGAAGAAGAUGGGGAGGUUCAAUAUCAGAGUUCCUUCAGAUACAAAUGACUGCCGCGCGAAGGGAGUUCUUCUUCUGUCUGAUGGCCGUAUUGUUGUAGCAGAUGGUGAAAACAAAAAACUGAAAUUGUUUACAGAAAAUGGAGAUUUUCAUUGUGAGGUCAAAUUGACUUAUACAUCUUAUGAUCUUUGUCGUAUUCGUGACAACUAUGUGGCGUUAAUGAUGGGCAAAGUUAAAACCAUAUGUGUUGCUAGUGUCGUCGGUUUAACCUUGAACAAGUUGUGGAGUUUUCAGAUUCCCGACAUUCCAGAAAAAUGUCUUGGUGUCACAUACAGCAACAAAGUGCUUUCGGUAGGCACUGGAAAAUCGCUUUACAGCGUAAUGGAAAAAAAUGACGAAGCUAAAAUCAUUCACACGAUUGAAUCAAAAUGCUUUAACCUCAGCUGUAAUGAUCAGAAUGGACACGUCUUUGCUAGUAUCUAUACCACUACUCCUGGUGAUUGUGCCGUGACCAGACUGUCUGACGGUACUAACGCGGACGUGCUGAAGGUCGGAGCCGUGAAGGGUGCAAAGGGAACUGACGUGGACAGGGAGGGUAACGUGUAUAUUUGUGGAUGUUCUUCACACAACGUCAUUCAGAUGUCCGGGGAAGGAACCGAUGUCAGGGAACUAUUGACGUCAUCAGAUGGACUGAAAUGUCCCAGAGCGAUUUCCGUUAUAGUAAUAACAAAUAAUUCGCGAGACCAAAGAAACUUUGUUCACAUAUUACAGCUCGUUUGACCUAUGUACACGUUUUACCGCACGUUUAAACUUUGAACACGUGUUCCAGCUCGUUUGACCUUUGUACAUGUAUUGCAGUUCGUUUGACCUUUGUACACGUGUUUCAUCCAUUGAAACGUUGUACACCUGUUCCAGCUCGUUUAAACUUUGAACACGUGUUCCAGCUCGUUUGACCUUUGUACAUGUAUUGCAGUUCGUUUGACCUUUGUACACGUGUUUCAUCCAUUGAAACGUUGUACACCUGUUCCAGCUCGUUUAAACUUUGAACACGUGUUCCAGCUCGUUUGACCUUUGUACAUGUAUUGCAGUUCGUUUGACCUUUGUACACGUGUUUCAUCCAUUGAAACGUUGUACACCUGUUCCAGCUCGUUUAAACUUUGAACACGUGUUCCAGCUCGUUUGACCUUUGUACAUGUAUUGCAGUUCGUUUGACCUUUGUACACGUGUUUCAUCCAUUGAAACGUUGUACACGUGUUCCAGCUCGUUUAAACGUUGUACACGUGUUCCAGCUCGUUUAAACUUUGAACACCUGUUCCAGCUCGUUUGAAUGAUUAA